AAAUAUGAAAGUCGCUUGUUAAAACCCAAAACCCUCGCCGCUGAAGCUGAAGCUCCGUCGAAUAUGCCAAUCUGCAAUAGCAAGAGUCUGUUGAUAGCCUCGAAUCUUCGUAAUAGACGGCGUAAAUCCAAAUCCAAAAGACAAAAGCUUCUUCGGAAUGAACGUGUUCCACUAAUAGAGGAAGAAGAAGAAGAAGAAGAUGACGGAGCAGGGUUCAAGCUGAAAACUACAGGUACAGCGCGCGAGCAUGGAGUUCAACCUCUUGGGAACCUCUAUUUCAUCAAUCGGGGUGCGGUGAAUGCUAGAAACACUGGAUUAGGUAAUCUCCAGAUACUCACCGAUGAGCUCGUUUUGGAUAUUCUUGGCCUUCUCGGAGCGACCCAUUUGGGUGUUUUGGCUACUGUAACCAAAUCUUUCUAUAUCUUCGCCAAUCACGAGCCUCUCUGGAGAAAUCUCGUGUUAGAUGAGUUAAAAGGCGAGUUUUUGUUUACCGGGUCGUGGAAAUCUACCUAUGUAGCUGCUUGUCACCCGAAAUUCCAACUUUCCGGAGCUGCUGAAUCGGUUUUGAAGACUAGAGACUUCUAUUCCGAUUAUCUGUUUCAGAGCUGGUUAUGCGCGAAUCUCGAAAUGAAACCUGAAUGGCUCGAAAGAGACAAUGUCACCCGGGUGAGAGGCAUUUCUGUUGAAGACUUCAUUACAAAGUUUGAGGAACCAAAUAAGCCGGUUCUGUUGGAGGGAUGUUUGGAUGACUGGCCUGCCAUUAAGAAAUGGUCGAAAGAUUAUCUGACUAAGGUGGCUAAGGAUGUCGAAUUCGCAGUCGGUUCAGUUGAAAUGAAGCUCGAGAACUAUUUUAGUUAUUCUGAUAGUGUUAGUGAAGAAAGGCCCUUGUACUUGUUUGAUCCCAAGUUUGCAGAGAAAGUUCCGAUUUUGGAUUCGGAAUAUGAUGUUCCUGUGUAUUUCAGAGAGGACUUGUUUAGUGUUCUAGGAAACGAGCGACCUGAUUAUAGAUGGAUCAUAAUUGGGCCAUCCGGAUCAGGAUCAUCUUUCCACAUUGAUCCUAACUCGACAUCUGCUUGGAAUGCGGUGAUCACAGGGUCGAAAAAAUGGGUUUUGUUCCCGCCUGAUGUGGUUCCUCCGGGCGUGCAUCCAAGUCCUGAUGGAGCAGAAGUGGCUUGUCCUGUUUCAAUAAUAGAGUGGUUCAUGAACUUUUAUGGUGAUACUAAGAGUUGGAAGAAGAAACCUAUUGAGUGUAUAUGCAAAGCCGGGGAGGUGAUGUUCGUACCUAAUGGAUGGUGGCAUCUGGUGAUUAACCUGGAGGAGUCAAUUGCCAUUACUCAGAAUUAUGUUAGCAGGAGGAAUUUGUUGAAUGUGUUGGACUUUCUGAAGAAACCAAAUGCUAAAGAGCUCGUCUCUGGAACAAGUGACAGAGAGAAUUUGCAUGACAAAUUCAAGAAGGCCAUUGAAGGAGUUUACCCCGGGACUAUCCAAGAAUUAGAGAAGAAAGCAGAAGAAGAGAAAAGAGCCGAAGAACAAAAAGUUACUUUCUGGGACUCUGUAUCAGAUUCCAAAGCUGGUGCUUUCAAGUUUUCUUUCUAAAGACAAAACAUCAUCUUAAAUUUUCAAAAUAUUUUUUUUCGGAAA
Messenger RNA from Eutrema salsugineum, 1641 nucleotides. RefSeq names its product F-box protein At5g06550. Lineage: Eukaryota; Viridiplantae; Streptophyta; Magnoliopsida; Brassicales; Brassicaceae. The record is from RefSeq and is a predicted model, not a curated record. Gene Ontology annotation, cellular component: nucleus. Gene Ontology annotation, molecular function: protein binding; cis-regulatory region sequence-specific DNA binding. The transcript is spliced from 2 exons. Bases 64 to 1596 code for a protein of 510 amino acids.